CACAUGUCAAUUGUCUAAUGACUUUUUCUUCUGAACAUUGGAGCAUUACGCGAAACACGAGAAUAUUACAAAGAGAUUUUCAAUUCUGAAAAUAUUUUAAUUACUUUUAAAUUAAAAGUGAACAAAAUUAAAACUUUUACCACAAUGGACCAGCUAUCACGAAGUGACGCAAUCGCUGUUCUUGUACGUGUUACGAUUGGUGCAGCUGUAGCAUUUUAUUCAUUAAAAUGGUUAAUGAAUCAAAUGGAUCCAACAAUCCAAAGUAAAAAGAAAGCCCGUACCAAAGCAGAAUGUUUAAUCAAACGCAUUACGGAAACGGACAAAAGCCUGAAAAUUGAUACAUCCACUUUGUCCGAUUACGAGCUGGUGAUUGCGUCACAUUUGGUUGUACCCGAAGAUAUCAAUGUCAGUUGGUCCGAUAUAGCUGGCCUAGAUUCAGUGAUUCAAGAGCUGCGAGAAAAUGUUGUAUUACCAAUUCGCCAUCGACAUUUGUACUCAUCUUCACAACUGUGGAAGGCUCCAUCGGGUGUACUCUUACACGGACCACCUGGAUGUGGAAAAACAUUGAUUGCAAAGGCAACCGCAAAGGAAGCAGGAAUGCGUUUUAUAAAUUUGGAUAUUGCAAUGCUCACCGAUAAAUGGUACGGAGAAUCUCAAAAGCUUGCUUCAGCUGUAUUCUCUCUGGCAACAAAGUUGCAGCCAUGCAUCAUUUUUAUCGAUGAAAUUGACUCAUUUUUGCGCUCACGAAGUUCACACGAUCAUGAAGCUACAGCAAUGAUGAAAACUCAAUUUAUGAUGCUGUGGGAUGGACUGGCAACUACACCAGGCGCAACAAUUAUUGUUAUGGGGGCCACUAAUCGCCCCAAAGAUUUGGAUCGAGCCAUUUUGCGUCGAAUGCCAGCACAAUUUGUCAUUGGUUCACCAGAUGUGGAACAAAGAAGAAAAAUUCUACAGCUUGUACUCGAACAAGAGAGUACAGCCCAAGAUGUUGACUUGAAUCGAUUGGCAAAACUUACCGUUAAUUUUUCGGGAUCCGAUUUACGUGAAUUGUGCAGAAAUGCAUCCGUUUAUCGUUUAAGGGAAUAUGUUCGCAAUAACGAUACACCAUCUUCGUCACGAGAGGACAAUAAUUCCACAAAGCUUGAGAAUCCGCCGCCAAUUUCAAUGCAACAUCUCGUUGACUCAUUUGGUAAAAUGAAAGAGUCAAAAAUGCACACCGGAAUGCUUGGCGAACAUCGCAUUGAUUUAGAUUAAUAUAGUUGGUAUAUUAAGAUCUCAGACCGUUUUACUAAUUUUAAAUUAUUUUACUGAAAUGUGUAUGAAAACAAAAACAAACAAUUUAAAAGGGAAAAGUAAAAAAAGAUGUAGAACAUAGCAUAUAUGUUGUUAAAAGGAAAUUAAAUAAAUUUGUCAAAGGCAUUGUCAAAGGCAA
Molecule: messenger RNA, 1432 nt
Organism: Contarinia nasturtii (swede midge)
Lineage: Eukaryota; Metazoa; Arthropoda; Insecta; Diptera; Cecidomyiidae
Gene: nmd
Product: ATPase family AAA domain-containing protein 1
Exons: 3
Coding region: 145-1254 (369 amino acids)
Cellular component (GO): mitochondrial outer membrane
Molecular function (GO): ATP hydrolysis activity; ATP binding
Source: RefSeq, a predicted model, not a curated record